AGUCAUUUUAGCUGUAUCUCCAGAUGCCAUCGGUUACCAGAUGGCAGCUGCAAAGCCUACCACCGAAAUCGAUCUCUCUGGUAUCGGCUUCGAACGCCUCCAGCAUAUUGGUCGCGGACAGUAUGCCACUGCACAUCUUGUCAAAGAGACAGCCUCAGGCUCGACGUACGUCGCGAAGUGCGUGUCGAUGACGGCGCUGAACGAGCACGACCAGGACCUCGCGCACCAGGAGGUGUUCCUUCUCGAGACGCUCAGCCACCCGUACAUCGUCGCCUACCGCGCGAGCUUCCUCGUCGAGGAGGUGCUGGUCAUUGUAAUGGAGUACUGCGAUGCGGGCGAUCUACGAAAGUUCAUCAAGGAAAAGGCGAAAGCGAAAGAACACAUCCUGGAGGCGCAGGUGAUGACGUGGUUCGUGCAGCUCUGUCUCGCCCUCCAGUGCCCUUCCCGACGACUGGGCACCUGUUUUCCUCCCAUGUUGACUAGAUGCAAUGCGCUCGCGUAGACCCUGUUUCAAAUCUGUCCGUUUCCCAUCAGCAAAGCCUCGCAGGCCUAGAGGUUGACACCAACACCAAUAUCGGCGGUGUUCCUCCACCGUGGGAAGAGGAUCCCGAUCUCGGUGAUGGUGGUAAUAUUCGGGCUGCCAAGGUGACCGA
Messenger RNA from Prorocentrum cordatum, 653 nucleotides. The record is from the annotation of a GenBank genome assembly. Lineage: Eukaryota; Dinophyceae; Prorocentrales; Prorocentraceae.